This is a messenger RNA of Biomphalaria glabrata, 6071 nucleotides long. RefSeq names its product mannose-6-phosphate isomerase-like. The coding region runs from base 985 to 2256 and encodes 423 amino acids. Gene Ontology annotation, molecular function: mannose-6-phosphate isomerase activity; zinc ion binding. Gene Ontology annotation, biological process: carbohydrate metabolic process; GDP-mannose biosynthetic process. NCBI's taxonomy places the organism in Eukaryota, Metazoa, Mollusca, Gastropoda, Planorbidae. The record is from RefSeq and is a predicted model, not a curated record. The transcript is spliced from 8 exons. Gene Ontology annotation, cellular component: cytosol.
GAUCAUAUCGUGUUGUGAUGCCAUUGUAACAUUUCCCGAAUCUGUUAUAAAAGGAGUUCCCUUCCACUCUUCAGUCCUAUCAUUACUUUCUCUACCUUGUUGUAGAUAUUGCUUGUUCUUAUAUUGUGCAUUGUUUUUCAUUCAAUAUGAUUAUAAGUUACCGUACAUAAUAAGAGAAGGAUAAAGAACUUGUACUUAUAGCUACCAUAUUUUUUUUUUAACUCCAGCAUAUGGAGCUGAUGAAAAAAGAUACAACAUGGGCCACAACUGCAGAAAUGCUUGCAGCUGCUACACUACUGCAAAGAGACAUCUAUACAUUCUCACCAAACCACAACAAAACAAAAUACUCAUGGCUAUUAUUAAAACCUUUAUUUCAUGAUGCAAACACAUGCAUACUAUCUCACACAGACAACCAUAUAUGCUGCAACAUAACACUAUUGCAUACAAAUGGUAAUCACUUUGAUGUGGUUGUACCACAAGAGGCCACAUGUAACUGUUUUUUGCCAAAUCCACUGCUUGGAGUAUGAUGCUUUAGCCUAAAUUUUGAAGUGUUGAUUAAUAUUUCAUCUUACAAUCUAUUCAGAUUAGAUCUAUUUGGCUAUUUGAUUUUUUUCUUGCAUGCUUUUAAUAUCUUAAAUAACAUUUAAUGUCUAUUAUUUUCAUGUAUUUAAAGUCAGGGUACCGGUAUCUAUUUAUUUAAUUACUUUUAUUUUGCCAAUAAAAGAUAUUUUGUUAGGCUUAGAGUUAUUUUUUUAUUUUUCUAUUAAUUUUUUUGUCUGUUGUAUUACUUUAACUACAUGAUUUUAAUUUCGAUUUUUAGUUAUUUUUCAAAGUACAAAAGAUUGUUUGCAGUUUAAAUGAAUUUUAAUAUUAGAUCUAAUAGCUGCUAGAAAGAAAGACAAAGCAGCAACAGAAAAAAGUUGGCAAGUAAUUCAAGGGAGAUAGUCUAGUACUAAGCCUUAAAACCAAAAUGGCGUAUUUCCAAUGACAAUAUAUGUAUUUGAGCUGAAGUGUGCAGUGCAACAGUAUGCAUGGGGAAAACAAGGAAAAGACAGUAUUGUUGCAAAACUUAAAGCCAGCGUAGAUCCUGACUUUCAGAUUGAUCCUGAUGGGCAUUAUGCAGAGCUAUGGAUGGGAACUCAUCCAAAUGGUCCAUCCAUUGUCAGCAUACCUGGUAAAGAAGAAAUACCUUUGUCAAAAUGGGUAGAACAGCAUCCUGAUCAAUUAGGUCCGGAGGUCAGGUCAUAUUUCAAAGGAAACCUGCCCUUUUUGUUUAAAGUCUUGUCUGUCAAGACAUCUUUGUCCAUUCAAGCCCAUCCAAAUAAGGUACAUGCAGAACUUCUGCAUAAGACACAUCCUGAACUGUACAAAGACGCCAAUCACAAACCAGAAAUGGCAAUUGCAUUGAGUCCUUUCACUGGCCUGUGUGGAUUUCGACCUAUUAAAGAGGUAGCACACUUUUUGCAGACUGUAGAUGAGUUUAGGGAAGCAGUGGGUGAGAAAGCUUGCAAACUUAUAACAGCCAGCCACUCGAUGGACAUGCCACUUCAUCGUGAAGCCAUGAAGGAUUCUUUCAUGGCCCUGAUGAACAGAGAUAGUAAGAUAGUGAACCAUGCUCUUUCAACACUGGUGGAGAAGGUCAAGAAAAUGAAGGAGUCAUCAGCUGACAUAAAACCAUAUGAAGGAGAAGUUUUGCUUAAAUUGGACUCUGAGUUUCCUGGAGAUCGAGGAUGUUUUGCAAUUUAUUUUCUGAAUAUUGUUCAUCUUGAACCUGGGGAGGCCAUGUUUUUAGAAGCCAAUCUUCCUCAUGCUUAUUUAUCUGGGGAUUGCAUGGAAUGUAUGGCUUGUUCAGAUAAUGUUGUUCGUGCUGGUCUGACCCCCAAGUACAUAGAUGUCCACACCUUGUGUGAGAUGCUGGACUACACUGGCAGACCAGUUAGCAGGACAAAAUUUCUUGGAAUAGAAAGUCACAGUAAUAUUCAUAUAACCAUCUUCAACCCACCUGUUCCUGAUUUUGGUGUUUCUAAGUUUGAGGUUCCCGAAGGUACUCCCAGUUUUCAGCUUCAAGCCUUUGAAAGUGCCAGUAUUUGUAUUAUCGUAAAAGGGGAAGGAGAAGCAACCAGUAAAUCUCAGAUCCAGCCCAUCAAGCUCAAGCCUGGCUCAGUUUUCUUUGUAGCUGCGGAGGCUUCUGUCAACAUCACCAUUGACCAAGGGCACUCUAUGCUCUUGUUCCGAGCAUACUCUGGGGUUUUUUAAUGAUGGUUUCCAGUUAAUUCAGUAGUAGCAUUUUUUUUUGUGUGGAACACCCUCUUGACAGCAAGUUAAUUGAGAAUUCUGACAAAUAAAAAAUCUUGACCAGAAAUGUGAAGCUAUGUUAGUUACUGAUGUGCUUUGUAUUCAUGAGAAUGUGUCUUUAGGUUUAGCAUAUGUAUUGUUUUGUUGUUGUCAGCUGACUGUAAAAUGAGCUAACAACAAACUAUUGGUUUGUGUGCUACAUAUUUGCAGAUGUAUUUUUUUGUUGUUUUUUUCAUGCCAAAACAGUAUGUCAUAGUAAUGUUUGGAGAAGUAAAAACGGAUUUAACUAUCAGGUCUAUAUUUGUAGUGAAAACUGGUUAAACAUGCUAACCUAGAAGAAUGGAUUUCAAGUUCUUUUAAAUAAAUGAAUGCUAAGCAAAUAUACAGGUAUCAAUUAAAAUAACUAAUGUCUAGUUAUUGUUUGCUUUAAUUAUUCUUAAUAAGCUUGUACAGUGGAACACUGUCACUUUGGCAGUACUGUACGAAACAAACAACUAGUCGGUUCUUAUAAUGUUUAGCAGUGACCAAACUUUGCCCUGUGGCUGGCUGCUUACAAUAUUUAUUUAUUGCUUACUUGGUCCAAUACCUAUGCGUGUAUAUUUAUUUAUAUCAUCUGCUUGGCCAAGUAGCUCUUUGUCUAUAGCAAUGAAAUAUGUAGACAGACAUUUUUGUGUAUGACUGUGGAAAACUUAAUGGAAUUCAUUCACUAAUAGAAAUUUCAUUAUAUAUAUACUUAGAUUUUUUAAAGGUUUUUUUCAGUGAGACCUUAAUCAGUAUAAAUUAUUUUUGUUUGAUUGAUUUACAAAUUUUUCUGAAUCUUUAAGAUGGAAUUCAACAUAGUGUUUAGCCUAUUUUUUUGAAAGUCUUCAAUUCAAGGAUCUUAAAUGUGUUACUUUCUGUUUGAUCAGACAUUGUAACAAUUCUAUGUGUUGUAUUUGAAUUUGUAUUCUAUUAUUCCUUCUUCCUUUAUUUGUUACAUUUUAUUUGGCAACAUUUCUCAUUCCUUAUACAUUGUACAUUUAACAAUUUCUUGUUUUGAGAGCUCCCUAUUGUGUGACAUGUAUUUUGAUUUAAACAGUCUACCUAGCUUAUUUAUAAUGUACUUCCUUUAUUGACUCUUUUUUUGAUCUCAUCCAUUGAGUCCCGUGUAUUUGUUAAUAACACAGCCGACAUCUAAGCCAAUCUGAUCCUAUGAUCGCAUGCAACAUAUUCAAAGUGUGGGGUUUUUCUUUUUUUUUGCUUGGUUUUAUUUUUUUCCCCAGGCUCUUGUAUCUGUAACUCGUAUUUGGUGAUAACUAUAGGUCGUUAUAUUGGGAGUUACAUUGAUCUAUAUCUUAUCUUAUAUAAUACAGACAUUACUUCAAAAAAGUAUCGGAGUAGACGAGUAUAAAUGUGAACAGAACAUUCAAGUCAAAAAUAUAUCUGGACUUGUUGAAAUGCAUGUUUUUGUUUUUAAGUUACAGUGGUUUAACUGUUUAAAAAGGUGAAUCAGUUGUAAAGUAAGUUGCAUGCAGUAAAUAUUGCAUUGAAUAAUUUGAGAGAAAGGAUGUAUUCAGUUCAACUGUAGAAUAUAUGCCCAGGCUGUGUUUUCACUUUGUUGCAACUGUAUUGAAAAAUUACUCUUAUUUAUUUCAAAGUUUACAUUUUCACAUCUCUAGAAGAAAUUUAGGGUGAGAUGAAAUACUGUCUAUCCUGUCAAGAUGUUCAAAAUUUGAUAAAUAGCACUCUUUAUUUAGAUGUCCAAAGCAGUCAUCAGACAACAUGGUCUCUUUGAGGCUUUGAAGUUUCACUGGGUAGAUGGUAAGCAUAUUGUCCUCACACAUCUAGUAAUUUUAAAAAAGUUAAAGAUUUUGUUAGUCACUUAGCUUACAGGAUGGUGAUGUUUUCUUUCAUAAUAUUGGAGAUCUGAUAAUGUAUUUAUUCUUUUUGUGACCCAUAAAAUAUUCUUGUGUUUGAUUAUUUUUAUUUUUUUAUUCUUUAAGAAUGAUUCUUAGGCUUAGAAGCUGACCAGUAACCACAAUGUCUUUUUCUUUCUAAGGUACACAUUCUGUUAAUUACAAUCUUUUUGAAGCUAGCAACAUUGCUUCUUUUUGCUGUCAUUUUUUAACUUUACUGUCAAUAUUACUAGAGCAGAUGACCUUAAUUUGCAUUACUUAUAACACCAGUGAAUAGAAUACUUAAAAAAUGUAAAUCCUACAUACUACCUCAUUUACAAUGCAGGGGUGGAGGAAGAUUAUAACCUUUUUUUUUUUUUUCUAAGAAAUAUUUUCAUAUUGCUAUCAGAUUUUACUGCUUGCAGAGAAUAAUCACUCUCACUUCCUGUUGCUUUUAGGAUGCUGGCAUUAGUGAGAAUAUUUCUUUUGGCGUUAAAUGAUAAAAUGUGCAGUGGUUCUAAUUGUACAGGCAUGCAUACUGUUGGAGAGGAUAUGAACCAAAGCUAAACCCUAACCAAUAGAAAACUUGUUGCUAACUAUUCCUUAGCAACUGAGAACAAUAUCACCAACUGUCCAAAGUAUUUUAUUUGUGUAAACUGUAUGAUUUUUGGUUAGAUAUUCUUUCUUUUUGUAUCCCUGUUGUAAUCCACUAUCAAUGUUGACAACCAGUCUCUUGUUAUCCACACAUAUUAAGAGAUGGGCUUGUUGGAAGAUAUUAACACCCUAAGACUAGCUUUAACAAACAUUUGCUUGCCUUAAAUAUUUGUUCAUGUUUUAUUCUUUUCCAACAAUGUCUUUCUGGUCCUGUCAGUUCAACUUUGUUGUUUCUCACAUCUUGUGCUCCAGUGAUUAGUCUAGAACCCACCUCCUUUGUGCAGAAAUAUUUGGGCCCCAGACAACCUUCUGCCUAUGCAUCACAAAAGGCUGAAAGCGGGCACCCUUCUAUUUGGGUCUCAUUAAAGAGUUCUAUUUGUCCCCCACCCCUCCUGGCUGCGGGCCUGAGCUAGGGUAAAUAAUCUGUGAAAAAAAAUCAUAAUAAAAAUUGCAGACUAAACUUAAAUCUCGAAUUGAUGGGGCCUAGUGUGAAGCUUGACUGGACCUAUUCAUGCAUUUUGUGCUGUACAUUUUGGAUGCAACCUUGUCAACUUGUGGUGACAUUUUAAUGCAAACAAAUGUUGGAUGUUUAUUAAAUGAUCUUGGUGGUACAAGUGUGAGGAUAAAAUGGUUAGACUGAUAGGUUUUGUUUCGUUCACUUCCUAGUUGAGAAUUUAAAGACAUGCAACAGUGUUUCAUGUCCCUAACAAGUCACACUGGUUCACUUUGGUGAAUGCUCAAUUUUUUAAAAACCUUUCUGAUGCAUGUGGCCUAGAGUGAUGUGAUUCGUGUUGACAUGGAUAGUACUGUUAUGUUGAUAUUAUGAGGUAGAUUUAGCUUGUAGCAGCGAUACCAAGACAUCUUACUGUUUGGAGAGUGUAUUUGUUUUACUUUGGUUAGAAGAUGUUUUGGGAUGUCUUACAAAAUGUACAAAUAUCUUGUAUACAUGAGCAUGCACUAGAACUGGUUCGCUUUCAUUCAGUUUGAAGUUACAGUAUUUUAAUUAUCCAGCUUGGUUUCUUUGUAUUAGAAUAAUAGACCUUGAAAUGUAUACGAGAAUUUACAAAUGCUCACCAUUUGUACAGCAUCAAAAAUUCAGUUUAUUGUCGAGUUCAAUAGUAUCUCAUGACAAAUUGAUCGUUUUGAGUAUGUUGUGCACUAUGUCUUUAAGUGAAUGCGAAUGAAAAGUCUACACAGUUGUCAACAAAUGUACUGAAACUUGGUGGCAAAUAAAGGAUCUAAACGUGA